AUGGCCGCUUCUCGCUCCGUCAUGCGGCUGGGCUCUGGCCGCUCCCUGGCGUCGGUUGCCCGGUCGUCCCGCAAUUGCCGUGCUUUCUCGUCGACCCCUCUGCAGCAGGUAGCCAAAGCGACCACAGCUGGCACCGAUACCCCCAACAUGCGCCACGCCGAGCGCCCCCCUCCCGGCCCUCUCCGCGCGCCCGUCGUCAACCCUGCCGACAAGUACCAGGACAAGGCCGAUAGCCUGCACCAGUAUGGCCAGUACAUCAUGGCCUGUCUGCCCAAACACGUUCAGCAGUUCACCGUAUGGAAGGACGAGCUGUGUAUCUACGUCCCUCCCUCUGGCGUCAUCCCCACGUUUACCUUCCUCAAAUACCACACAUCGGCCGAAUUCACGACGAUCUCCGACAUCACCGCUGUCGACUACCCUACUAAGGACCAGCGCUUCGAGGUCGUCUACAACCUUCUCAGUGUCCGAUACAACUCCCGCAUCCGUGUCAAGACCUACGCCGAUGAGGCCAGCCCGGUGCCCAGUGUCACUGGUUUGUAUGAAGGAGCUCUGUGGUACGAGCGUGAGGUCUACGACAUGUUCGGUGUUUUCUUCACUGGACACCCCGACCUGCGCCGUAUCAUGACCGACUACGGAUUCGACGGUCACCCUCUCCGCAAGGACUUUCCCUUGACCGGAUACACCGAGCUCCGAUACGAUGAGGAGAAGAAGCGCAUUGUCAUCGAGCCUCUUGAACUUGCGCAGGCCUUCCGAAACUUCGAGGGAGGUACUGCCGCCUGGGAGCCUGUUGGCGCUGGUCGGGAUAGGAGACCUGAGACGUUCAAACUCGCUACUCCUAAGCCCGAGCCGCCAAAGGAGGAGGAAAAGAAAUAG
Molecule: messenger RNA, 873 nt
Organism: Aspergillus mulundensis
Lineage: Eukaryota; Fungi; Ascomycota; Eurotiomycetes; Eurotiales; Aspergillaceae
Product: complex I 30 kDa subunit family protein
Exons: 3
Coding region: 1-873 (290 amino acids)
Molecular function (GO): NADH dehydrogenase (ubiquinone) activity
Source: RefSeq, a predicted model, not a curated record